AGCAAUGGAACCAAACAAAAAUAAAAAUAUAUCUUUGCUGGUUUUAGCCGAUUUUACCAGCGAGCUAUUAUGUAGCAUGUGAUUGUUGUCUGUACGUUACUUUAUUUUAUAGGCAUCUAACUGAACAUUAUUUAUGGUUAAAACUUAUCGGAUUUAGAAUUAUCUACUAAAAUUUUGAUAUUCUAGUUUUCAUAUACCUAAUAUCUCUGUAAACUUUUUCAUUUACCUAAUCAACACGUUCCCUAAUUGCUUCUUAGCGUCUCCACCCUCCACCAUAGAGAAACAUCAUUAGCUAGUAUAUUCUUAUGUAUCGUAUCAUUGGACUUGUAACCCAAGUAAUGAAACAAGACUUGUUUAUUAGCCUUAAUGGAAGACGCGUCAUCAGUUACGUCAUCAUCACUUGCCCCAUUAAAACAUUUAAUACUAAACUAAUCAGUCUUCUUAGAGCAUCAUUAUCGGGCUUCUUAGCCCGAUUCUUAUAAUUAAGUUGGGCCAAAUUUAAAUCAAAAAAAUGAAUUAAUAAGUGGGAUCGAUUUUUGCGUAAGAAGUUUUUGGUGGUGGUGCUUGUGUCACGUGGCGAAUGGUGAUAGGAGGUACGAAGCGGUAGAGAGAAGAGGUCAUUUGGUCUCGACCCAUUCUCUGCGUCUCCCUCUUCUCUCUCUCUCUCUCUCUCCGUCGAAGGCGAUUACAGGAGGAGUGACGCCGCGUCGCGAACCAGACGGAUUCACCGUUCAAUCUAAAGAUCUACCGGCGCAUCGAAUCUCCACCAGGUUCGUGUUCCUUCUCUGGUUUUAUUUUUCGAUUAUCGGGUUGUUUUGUGGAUCUAAUUUUUUUUUUGGUUCGAUUUCCUUUUGCAUGCGUGGUAUUUGAUCUGGGUUUGCAUCGUCUCACUAUUCUCUCUCUCUCGCCGGUAGUUUUCGGCCUCCGUCGUCUAUUCUCACCGAUUCCAGAAGGAUCUCGCCGUCGUCUUCCGAAUCAAACGAUACCAGGUUUACUUAAAAUGGGGAGAUAUAGUUACAGCCAGCCUUCGUGUUCCUCAGGUUAUGGUGGGGAGAACUCUAGUAAUAAUGCUUCUAAGUUCAGCGAGACUGAAGACCUCAUUCGCCUUGACCAAGAAGAGUUGAACUUGAGAUAUGGUGACACGGCACCGUACCCUCAGCAGUACCCUCCACAACCGGAGGUGGAGUUUGGAUUCCCCCAAGUUUGCUACUGUGGUGGUGCACCGCAGAUGGCUACAUCAUACACAAGGCUUGAUCCAGGGAGGAGAUACUAUACCUGCGCGCAUGUGGAUGAUGGAGAAUGCCAUGUGCAUAAGUGGUGGGACGUCGCAGUGAUGGAGGAGAUGAGGGAGAGGGAUAAACACGUACUACAAUUGGAGGAAAAGGUAGACUGUCUGAACCUUAUGAGUGACUAUGAUUCAGAUGAGAGGGUGCGUAGGCUAGAGCAGUUAGUUUGUGACUUGGCUAAGAAGAAAUCUGGUUUUAUAAAUGGCUUUGAGUUAUGCAUUGGAGGAAUUGUCGUCGUUUUAGUUCUAAUGGGUGUGCUGAUCGCAUUUAAGUGAUUCUCGGUGCUUGGCGAAGAAGUAAUCUAGUUGUUUGUGGUUAUAUUGUUUUCGUUUGAAUGAUGUAUGCAAAAAUGACUUAUGUAGUGUAAUAACUUAUGUAUGGUAAAUGGCUUUGACUUAUGUGAUGUAAUAACUUGUGAUGAUCAUAUGUAUAACUUGAAUUCAUUUUUAAAAUGUACCAUACUGUGCUAAACGUAAUGUUUUUUAUAAACAAAACAAAAUUCAAAAAACAUAAGAAAAUUCAAAUGGGAUCCGUGACGGUAGAAAACAAAAACAAAACCAACUGCACUGGUUGGUCCGUGAAGCUGAAAACAAGACACACAACAUACACUUAUCAAUGCUCGUGAAUAACAUUCAGAUGUGUAAGAGAACAAGACACAUAUCAAUGCUCGUGAAUAACAUUCACAAGAUACACUUAUUUGAUCCUAUAAAUAUGAUAGAUCGUUGGAAAUUUCCAGACAUCCCUUUUCUUAUCAAAAUCUUCCCCUCUUUCAACAACAUUAAAUUUUUUUUAAAAAAUUCUUAUGGCAUCUUCUUCUCAUUAUCACUACCACAAUGAUGAUGAUGAUAAUGAAAUUGAUUCUUUAGUUGAAGAUUUUGUUGGAAACUUUGAUGAUAUUGAAGAACCAAAAAAGCGAAAGAAACGUAUUUAUAUGGAGAGGUUCCGAGAAGACGGCCACCAGAAGCUCUGGAAUGAUUACUUUAGCGAGACUCCAACUUACAAUCCCGAGUUAUUCCGCCGACGGUUCCGAAUGAACAAAUCUUUGUUCCUGCGUAUUGUACAACGUCUCGAAACCAACAUACCGUAUUUUCAACAAGGAACCGAUUGUACCGGACGGUCUAGUCUUACUCCCCUACAAAAAUGUACCGCAGCAAUCCGACAGUUAGCAUAUGGCGGUGCAGCUGAUUCACUUGAUGAGUAUGUCCGACUUGCUGAAACGACAGCUCGGAAAUCUUUGCACAAAUUUACCGCCGGAAUAAUCAGCUUGUUUGGUGAUGAAUACCUACGCCAACCGACACAAGAGGAUCUGCAAAGACUUCUCUAUAUUGGAGACCAACGUGGGUUUCCGGGGAUGAUUGGCAGCAUCGACUGUAUGCAUUGGGAGUGGAAGAAUUGCCCCACUGCUUGGAAAGGAAUGUAUUCCCGAGGAACCGAAAAACCAACAAUUGUUUUGGAGGCGGUAGCUUCAAGUGACCUCUGGAUAUGGCACGCGUUUUUUGGAGCUCCAGGUACUAUGAACGAUCUUAAUAUUCUUGAUCGAUCCCCCGUUUUUGAUGACAUUAUUAACGGAAUUGCGCCAGAAGUGAACUUCUAUGUUAAUGGUAAUCAAUAUCAUUUGGCAUAUUAUCUCACUGAUGGUAUUUAUCCUAAAUGGGCGACUUUUAUUCAAUCUAUCCGACUUCCACAAAGUGAGAAACAUUCUUUAUUUGCUAAAACCCAAGAAGCUGUUCGAAAAGAUGUCGAGCGUGCCUUCGGAGUUCUGCAAGCUAGAUUUGCCGUAGUGAAAAAUCCAUCCAAGUUAUGGGAUAAAGACAAAAUAGCAAAUAUUAUGAAGGCAUGCAUCAUACUCCAUAAUAUGAUUGUCGAGGAUGAACGAUCAUCAUACACUCAGUAUAACGUGAGAGAAUUUCAAGAAAGCGAGGAAGAUGAUACAUUCACCGUUACUCCGAAUUCAAAUCUCGGCACUGCAAUGGAUCGACGAUCGAGCGUCCGUAACAGACAAGCCCAUGAACAAUUAAAAUUCGAUUUAAUCGAACAUAUUUGGGCUAAAUUUCGACAUAUUCCAAAUAACCAAUGAUUUUAAAGUUUCUAUGAAUUGAAUAAAUGUGUGUUUUAUGAAUUUUUUUUUUUAUGUAUGGAAUGUAAUAAAAUGUUUGUAAUUUUAAUUAAAUGAAAAUUUUAUCUCUUUUUAAUGUAUUGAAUAUAAAUGGAUAUAUCUUAAUUACUACUUAUUAAUAAAAAAAUGAUUUUAUACCUAAGAACCUUCGAAAAGUUCCAUUGAUAAUGUUGUAUUUUACUUAAGUAUCUUAGAAAACUUCUUAGCCUAAAAAUACUAAUUAAAUAUUCUAAGAUGUUUGAUAAGAGUUGGCAUUGAUAAUGAUGCUCUUA
This is a messenger RNA of Brassica napus (rape), 3674 nucleotides long. RefSeq lists its product as uncharacterized. The coding region runs from base 2089 to 3363 and encodes 424 amino acids. NCBI's taxonomy places the organism in Eukaryota, Viridiplantae, Streptophyta, Magnoliopsida, Brassicales, Brassicaceae. The record is from RefSeq and is a predicted model, not a curated record. The transcript has 2 exons.